Molecule: messenger RNA, 297 nt
Organism: Knipowitschia caucasica
Lineage: Eukaryota; Metazoa; Chordata; Actinopteri; Gobiiformes; Gobiidae
Source: the annotation of a GenBank genome assembly
AUGGCCUGUCCCUCACUGUGCAGUAAUAGUAUCCGCACACAGAGCCGCCUGAUUGUUUUAGUCCCGGAUCACUGGACUUGGGCAAAACCUGAGAGCUCCGUCCUGCUUUUUAUGUCACAGUCUUCAAGGAGAAAGCUGCCUCAGUCCAACAGCAAUCAUACUUCAGACAUCAAAGUGCCAGAGAGCAGAGGAGGUGCCAUAGACGGCCGCUUCUCGGAGCUUCAUGAGCCGAGUGCCAGUGAAGCGUGGAGCAGAGGAGAUGAUCUAAGGCCGCGGUGCCACGGAGACGAUGACUGA